ACUCGACCAUCAUUGACGAGACCAGAUAAUAAAACUUUAAUUUAUACACGCAACCUACAUCGUAAAAUUUUUAAUUCAAUUGAGAAAAGUUUGCAGAAAAGCCAGUCAGUUGAUUUCGAGCCAUCGUGUGAUAAACUUCGUUCCUUCAGAAAACUUCAGUAAAAUGCUAAAAAACAUCAUCCAAAAACCGGGUGCAUCCCAAAUCGUCACUCGCAAAUACCAAAAUGCCAUUGCGACAAAAUUGUCUUCGAACGACGGUCAAUAUCGCGAAGAAAAACUCUCGUUACCGCACAACAUCGACCCGAACGAAUCGAAUCGCUUCUCGACGCAACGUUCACGCGAACUAAAUUCGAGUUCGAUGCUCUUCCAUCACAGCAAUUUCAUCGGAGGCAAGCAAAAUUUGGAUAUCACGCUCGAUAAUUCGUCGAAAGCUGCCGAUCCGCACGUCAAAUUCUACGAUUCGCAUAACGCCGUGUCGCUAAAUGCCGUGAUGCAGUCGAAUGUGCCGCAACCGUUCGGGGGUUUGCACAAUUACGCGAUUGCGCCUGCCAUGCCCGGCGGAAGUGUCAUGUCUUUGGACAAAUAUCAAGCGGGUUACAUGCAAGGCACGCACUACACGACACUUCGUCAGGAAUUUCGACGAAAUUGGCAUCGCUCCGACGGAGAUUCAGGUAAAAUUUACGGAUUAUUGCAAAAAAUGAAGGCACUGCAACCCGUAAAUGUCCGAAAUUUUUCUAGCCAAAGCAAAGUAAAGCCCAAAACUGAUGAAGGAAACGUUGCCGCUGCGGAAAAGUCACACGAGGACGAUGAUAAAAAACCACUCUCGAAACGCGAUCAGCUAAAAAGAGCCGUCAAGGAAUACGGAUCGACUGUGAUUAUCUUCCAUAUUGGCAUUUCGCUCGCGAGCUUGGGCGGUUUUUAUCUCCUCGUCUCGAGUGGCUUGGAUGUAGCUGCGCUCAUGGAUAAAUUAGGCGUUUCGGCUGACGUUAGCGGGAAAGUUAUGCAAGGCGCGAGCACUUUUGUCGUCGCCUAUGCCAUUCACAAAUUAUUUGCGCCACUUCGCAUUUCCAUAACAUUAUUUAGCACACCAUUUAUCGUUCGAUAUUUGCGAUUAAAAGGCAUCUUGAAGCCGCCUAAAAAGUAAAAUUGGCCUUAUUUUCGAUUUUUUUUACUUAAAAAAACACGAAAUUUCUAGAUAUUAGUAAAUAAAAACAAAAAUAAACAACAAACCGGUUAGUUUU
This is a messenger RNA of Culicoides brevitarsis, 1241 nucleotides long. RefSeq lists its product as uncharacterized. The transcript has a single exon. Gene Ontology annotation, cellular component: mitochondrion. Bases 164 to 1144 code for a protein of 326 amino acids. Lineage: Eukaryota; Metazoa; Arthropoda; Insecta; Diptera; Ceratopogonidae. The record is from RefSeq and is a predicted model, not a curated record.